This is a messenger RNA of Strongyloides ratti, 543 nucleotides long. Its product is annotated as ADP-ribosylation factor 2. Bases 1 to 543 code for a protein of 180 amino acids. Gene Ontology annotation, cellular component: cytoplasm; plasma membrane. NCBI's taxonomy places the organism in Eukaryota, Metazoa, Nematoda, Chromadorea, Rhabditida, Strongyloididae. Gene Ontology annotation, molecular function: GTP binding; GTPase activity. The transcript is spliced from 2 exons. The record is from RefSeq and is a predicted model, not a curated record. Gene Ontology annotation, biological process: vesicle-mediated transport; intracellular protein transport.
AUGGGUCUUACAAUUUCUGGCAUUUUUCAACGCCUUUUUGGAAAAAAACAAGUUCGUAUUUUGAUGGUUGGUUUGGAUGCUGCUGGAAAGACAACAAUACUUUAUAAAUUGAAGUUGGGUGAAAUUGUAACAACAAUUCCAACUAUAGGAUUCAAUGUUGAAACUGUUGAAUAUAAGAAUAUUUCUUUUACAGUAUGGGAUGUUGGUGGCCAAGAUAAAAUUCGUCCACUUUGGAGAUAUUAUUUCCAAAAUACACAAGGCCUCAUAUUUGUUGUUGAUAGUAAUGAUAGAGAGCGUAUUGAGGAAGCUAAAGAAGAACUUACAAGAAUGUUGAAUGAAGAUGAAUUAAGAGAUGCAACACUUCUUGUUUUCGCAAACAAACAGGAUCUACCAAAUGCCAUGGCUACAGCUGAGAUUACUGAAAAAUUAGGAUUACAUGAAAUUCGUAAUAGAACAUGGUUUAUUCAAUCAGCUUGUGCAACUCAAGGACAUGGAUUAUAUGAAGGCUUAGAUUGGUUAUCACAACAACUUUCCCAACAAUAG